AUGGCCGUUCUCGAGGAAGAUGCUGGGGAUGCCGAUUUUACUGAUGACGGUAGUGGUCAGAUCUUCGUAUCUCGUCAGCAAAAAAGAAACAAGAAAAAGAAGCUGAAGAAGAAGGCAUCUAAACAGCGUAAAAGGGAAGCUAAAGCUAAUAAUACUGCUCAAUCGUCCACUGCCUCUUUGCCGUCUACCGAGUCCUCCUCUGAAGCAGCAACGGAUGAAAACGAAGUCACCUCCGUUAAGGAGUACCCCGUUUUUGAACUUACAGGUCCCUUCGAACGUUUUAAGCUUGUCUUCGAAGAGUCUGAUGGCGGCAACGAUGAUGCGAUGGAAGGCGAAAAGCUCGAAGAUUUUGGAUAUACUGGCGAAUCAUCUAGAGCGACGCCGGAUCAACCCAGUCUUAAGGCCCGAACUGCUGCCCUGCUUGCAGAGGAAGCAGCUGCGCGCGCUAAAAAGACGGAAAAAAAGAACGAAAGGAAGACUCGCGACGAUGACGACGAAGAGGACGGCACAGAACAACCAAUGAGUAAAAAGAAACUCAAGUUGCUAAAUCGCCCGUCGGUAGCAUCGCUAAAGCAAGCUGCUGCUCGGCCUGAUGUUGUUGAAAUGUGGGACGUUUGUGCGAAAGAUCCUCUUCUACUAGUAUAUCUGAAGUCCUACAGAAACACGGUUCCGGUUCCAAAACAUUGGUGCGCGAAGCGCAAAUAUCUCCAAGGAAAGCGAGGCUUCGAGAAGCCUCCCUUCCGGCUCCCGGAAUUUAUUGCACGAACGGGGAUUAUGGAAAUGCGACAAACCGUGACUGACAAGGAUGCGGAAAAAUCACUGAAAACUAAGAUGCGUGAAAAGAUUAGGCCAAAAAUCGGAAAGGUUGACAUAGACUACCGCAAGUUACACGAUGCUUUCUUCAAGUACCAAACGAAACCCAAGCUGACAGGACACGGCGAUCUCUAUUACGAAGGGAAGGAGUUUGAGGUGAAGCUGAAGGAGAAGAAGCCGGGGAAUUUGUCGGAUGAAUUACGAACUGCAUUAGGUCUACCGACUGGACCGAAUGCUGACCGCUAUCCACCGCCUUGGUUGAUCGCGAUGCAGCGCUACGGUCCUCCACCCUCCUACCCCAACGUCGUAAUUCCCGGUCUGAACGCGCCAAUCCCCAGCGGAUGUGCCUUCGGUUAUCAUCCUGGUGGCUGGGGUAAGCCUCCAGUCGACGAACUGGGGCGUCCGAUUUACGGAGAUGUGUUUGGUAAUGGGGGCAACAUGGCCGGUGUUCCUCCUCCGCCACCUCCUACGGGCGGACCCACCGAACCUGAGGAGCCGGUAAUCUCAGGUCUUGGCAAGAGUGGUCUCUGGGGUGAGCUGGAAUCCGACGACGAGGAGGAGGAGGAAUCAGAAGAGGAGGACGAGGACGAAGAUGAGGAGGAGGGUGCAGAGGGAGAAGCAGUCGGGCUUACCGGUCCUCCCACUGAAAUCGUUCAACCCAUCGAAAAGGUCAGCGUUGACCUCGGUGGCCUCGUCACUCCGGCCUCUGGCUUGAUUACACCUAGCGGUGCGACUAGCGUUGGUCUGGACACUCCGAGCGCCACGGCGAUGACGAACGCCAACAUCGAGCUCCGCAAGCGCACUAUCGAGCAAGCCAUGGACAAUCAGAGUGGCCUUGAGACACCCGCGGUGGGCACGGGUCUGUCGGCGGGCCAACUCUACCGCGUCCUGCCCGAGAAGGAGACGAACAUCCAGCCGACUGCCAUGAUCGGCUCCACUAGAGUCUACGACGUCACCGGGGUGACCGGAGCUCCCAGGGGCGAAGAGGCUGAAGAUCCACGAGAGAAGAUGCUCCGAAAAAGGCCGGCUGGAGCCGAGUCACAGCAGAAGGGGACUGCAUCGAGUUCUGGCACAACCAGUUCUGGUGGUCCAUCUGCUGCCAAGAAGUACAAAGACUUUAAGUUCUGA
Molecule: messenger RNA, 1941 nt
Organism: Mesocestoides corti
Lineage: Eukaryota; Metazoa; Platyhelminthes; Cestoda; Cyclophyllidea; Mesocestoididae
Source: the annotation of a GenBank genome assembly